Messenger RNA from Symbiodinium natans, 1386 nucleotides. Lineage: Eukaryota; Dinophyceae; Suessiales; Symbiodiniaceae. The record is from the annotation of a GenBank genome assembly.
AUGGCGCCCGCCCCGCCCGAGGCCGCCGUGGCGCCAUCCGACUUUAUGGCGGCCUGUGCCGAGUGCGAAGAAGGGCGGCCGCAACGGCUCCGUGUGCUUCUGGCCUCUGGCUCUGGCCUCCGGAUCGAGGGCGCUUCUCCCCUGGCCGCUGCGGUGGCGCUGACGGCCCCAGCUGCUUUGCGUGAAGUGCUGGCAGCCCUGAGGCCUUUGGCUCCCAGCCUCGACGCCUUGGAUGCCCAGGGCCACGCGCCCCUCCACGCGGCCGCGGAGCUGGGCUGCGCCGGCUGCGUGCAGGCGCUGCUGUGGGCGCGAGCCGACUGUGCACGGCACACGGAGGAUGCCAGCUAUCAGCUUGGCCAAAUGACCACGGUAUACAACGAGGGCGGGCGGACAGCCCUGCACAUCGCUGCCUGCUCGGGCAAGGAGGACGUUGUCGAGAAGUUGCUUGAAGCAGGUGGUCCCAGCCUCCGCGAACAGCGAGACAGCUUCGGCAUGCGGGCCUGCGACUUGGCAGAGGAGCAAGUUGCUCUGGCGGCGGUUGCGCAGCUUCCCCGACACCAGCGCGUGCUAGAGCUUCUGGGGGGUGGGCGGGACCCCGCGCUGGCGGCCGAAGAAGCCCGCCGGCGUCGCCAAGGGCGGCUGGCAGAGCUGCGUCGGCGAGUUAGCGAGAAGCAGGUCGAAAGCCACCACCGGCAGGUCUGCGCCACACGCCAGGCUGUGAGCGAAAGAUACUCAGCCCUGGAUGCAGAAGUAGCAUCUGGGCAGCUACAGAAUUCAGUGGGGGAGGACAUCGUCGCAUGGUCGUGCCAGCUGGGAGCGUGCGCAUUUCAGAGGAUGCCGGCAGUGACUGGGUCUCGCAUCUCCGGAAUGGAGGAGCCGAUGCCUGGGGUGCUGGUUUUUCAGCUACUGGGGGCUGGCCUAUGCACCAGGAUCUGGGCUGAAACCGAGCAUUACAUCUCGCAAGCAGAGGAGAAGAGCUUGCCUAUGCCAGUGCGGCAUGACGGUUGCCUCGAUGUCUCGCAGAUCUUUCCCGAGCUGCUCGGCCACCUGACAGCGGCAGCACGGCCGGCCUUUACCCAGCUCGGCUUCCAGGACAUCCGACUACGCCACGCCUUCCGCACCAAGAACUUUGUGGGUCGCGAGGAGGUGUUUGCGCGGCACGUGGACAAGUACGCCGUCACGCUCAACGUGUGCUUGCGGCGGACAGCCGGCUUGCAGGGAUCCAGGGUCUUCUUCUUCGGCUCGCAAGAUGCGACGGAACCGGCCUACUGCCAUGAGCACCAGGUGGGAUUGGCUGUCAUCCACUCGUCCAAGGAGUGGCAUCAAACUGAGAAGCUGUUCAUGGGUGAGCGGGGCUCUUUGAUCAUGUGGUACGAGAUGGGUUAG